AUUUAUAAAACCCUUGCUUAGUAUUUUCAAGUGGCUGUAUGUAUUUAUUUUUUGCACCAAAACACUGGAUUAAGUAUUAUUGUUCAAAUUAUUUCAUAAAUAUUACUCGUAUGCGUUAAGCAACUCUGCUAUAUAAGUAAUUUUACAUAUAACUUCCGCAAGAAUUCGAACAUGGAUUUAUAUGAAGAGAAGGAAGAAAUUAUUAGCAGCGACGAAUACAGCGAGGAUGACGACGACGAUGGCCUGAUGAAUGAUGCUAUUAGAGCACAGGGUUAUAAAAUUCCUGCACCCCAUCAUGAUGACAAAAAUGAAAGCCCAAAAUGGCAAAAUGACAAAAAACAGAAACAGCUUAGUUCGCUCAUAAGGAGAAAUAAAAUAUCAGUAAUAUAUAAGAACAAAUCUAUUAAAUGGUUAAAUAACAAAAAAAACCGGGAAAGAUAUAAAUGCCACAUUGCUAAAAAUUGUAUUGAAAACAAAAAAAUUGAUGCGGAUGACAUUGUAUGCUUAGGAGGAGAUGGUGAAAUUUUUGGAAAUCUUGCGAAAAAUAUUUCCAUGGAAAAUAAAAUGCCAAAGCAUACUCAGUUGGACACCAAAAAUUUAUCAGAAAAAAGCGCUGUCAAUAUAGAUGUGUCCAAUGAAGUUUCGGAAACAAAACAUACUAAUACUCAAUCAAGCCAGACUGAAUUCGUUGAAAAAAGAGCAAGAUCCAGCAGUCCUAAUGAGAAUGAAUAUGUAGGAGAAUAUCGAACACACGAAAAGCGAUAUAAAACAGAUGACUCGCAAUUUUAUAAACAUAUCAAUGAAACUUUUCCUACAUAUAACGAAAUAGCAAAACGCCAUAUUGAACAUCUAGUUAAUAACAAUAUUACAUCUAUUGAUAAUAAGAUGAAAAGCAUUUCCCAGGAAAUUAAAACACUAAAUGAAAUUCUUUACACGAAAGAGACGGAGUGGAAUCGAAUAUUACAUUUGAAAAUUGUCAAAGAGGAGUUGUAUUCCCGUCUGUCAAGAAAGAAACACUCCAUUGAUAUGAAAGAGACUUUGUCAAAAUCUCGACGUCAAAAUUCAGUAUUAGAAUUAAAGGAACUGGAAUCAUAUUUAUCAGACAAGGAUCCAACACCCAAUUCGAGGAAUACCUCCAUACAACAAAUAAUAGAAAAUAGAGCAAAUAUGAAGUCAGAAGAUUUGAAACGCGAAAGAAGCAGCACUAGCAGACUUCACAGUUUAUUAGUAUCGCGUAACAUGUUACCAGACGCAAAUACUACGGAAGCAAGGGCUUACGGCAACGGCAAUGUACACGAAAUGGCAAAUUUUGAAACAUAUGAACACUUGCCGAGUGGAAAUGCUAUAUAUAGGGAACGCGGUGAAUUAAAAGAUGUUAAAAGUAUAAUAAAUGAUUUUAAACAAAAGAAAUCAGAAAUAAUUUCCCAGGAUAAGAAAAAACAACAACAUCUACAGAUCAUUGAAGCAAGUAAGUCGGAUAAUUAUCAUUCGAGAGAAUUCUUGGAAGACGCGGCAUUAUUUACAUCAAUAGGAAAAUGGUGCGACUAGCUACUGCUUAUUUGAGGUUUCUGACGACAUUAUCAACUUGUCAAAUAUUCAGUACAGGGAGGGUGGUUAAAUUCGAAUGAGUUGUGUGAGUUAGAAUAUUCAUUCAAAAUAUCGAAAAGAUCAUUCGAUAUUCUAUCUGAUCAGGUUGCAAAAUAUCAAUACUAAUGUUUUUUUUAUUAAUUUUCCGAUAGGAACUCGACAAUGGUUAAUGCGAUUGGGAAUAGUCCAAUUAAUAUUAGACCAAGGGCAGAUAGUAUUUCAGUCAAAUUAUCUGUUAUUUCAUUCUGUAAUGUCAUUCUGUAUGUCAAAUUUGUCAAGCCCAAAUAAUCAGUAGUUUGAAAACUAAACAAUUUA
Messenger RNA from Musca domestica (house fly), 1902 nucleotides. RefSeq lists its product as uncharacterized. NCBI's taxonomy places the organism in Eukaryota, Metazoa, Arthropoda, Insecta, Diptera, Muscidae. The coding region runs from base 172 to 1548 and encodes 458 amino acids. The transcript is spliced from 6 exons. The record is from RefSeq and is a predicted model, not a curated record.